AUGCCCGACACCAUGCUGCCUGUCUGCUUCCUUGGCCUGCUGGCCUUCACCUCCGCUUGCUACUUCCAGAACUGCCCGAGGGGCGGCAAGAGGGCCAUGUCCGACCUGGAGCUGAGACAGUGCCUCCCCUGCGGCCCCGGGGGCAAAGGGCGCUGCUUCGGGCCCAGCAUCUGCUGCGGGGACGAGCUGGGCUGCUUCGUGGGCACGGCCGAGGCGCUGCGCUGCCAGGAGGAGAACUACCUGCCGUCGCCCUGCCAGUCGGGCCAGAAGCCGUGCGGGAGCGGGGGCCGCUGCGCCGCCGCCGGCAUCUGCUGCAACGACGAGAGCUGCGUGACGGAGCCCGAGUGUCGGGAGGGCGCCGGCUUCCGCCGCCGCGCCCGCGCCAGCGACCGGAGCAACGCGACCCAGCUGGACGGCCCGACCGGGGCCCUGCUGCUGCGGCUGGUGCAGCUGGCGGGGGCGCCCGAGCCUGCCGAGCCCGGCGUCUACUGAGCCCCCCGCCCCGCCCGCGCGCUCGCCCCGCUCGCCCUCGCAGCACGAAAA
This is a messenger RNA of Diceros bicornis minor, 543 nucleotides long. It is a transcript of the gene AVP, whose product is annotated as arginine vasopressin. NCBI's taxonomy places the organism in Eukaryota, Metazoa, Chordata, Mammalia, Perissodactyla, Rhinocerotidae. The transcript has 3 exons. Gene Ontology annotation, cellular component: secretory granule; extracellular region. The coding region runs from base 1 to 492 and encodes 163 amino acids. The record is from RefSeq and is a predicted model, not a curated record. Gene Ontology annotation, molecular function: neurohypophyseal hormone activity.